AUGGUAAAAAAGGCUUUCAUCAAAAGUGAAGUUAAGCAUCGCAAAGAUGGAUUAUGUGCGAAAGUUCUUGUAUCCUAUCGAUUGGUAAUUGUGCUUGCCAGUAAUGUUAAACCGACGAUCAUAAAGCUACAAGAAGAGAAUCAAUAUUUGAAACGUGAAGUAGAACAAUUAAAAUAUGUUGUAAGUGUAACUGAGACGACGAUGGCAUCUUUAGUCGAAGCAUUAUCGACCGUUCACUUGUCUAAAGAUGUGACAACAUCACCCCAAACCGAUGUUCAUCAUGAACAGAUUCAACAAUUAUCGCCUCGCGUCUAUGGCAAUGUUCGUAGAGGAGAUGUGAUUGUGAUUUGGUUGGGGAAAAAAGAAUCUUCGUUAAGAAAUGCACUUAUCGAAUAUUUAGUUCCUCGUGAUAUUACUUUAGUUCUUUUAUCUAGCGAAGAACAGCUAUGGUGUUGGUUGAAUACAUAUUCAUCAUUAACAGUUGCUUGUUUAAUUAUUGAGACAAGUACAACAACAACAACAACAACAACAACAACUGAAGAAGUAGUAUGUCGUUGUAGAACAGUUUCUUCAAUUCGAUCGAUGUUGAUUCGUUGUUGUUCACAUGAACUAACUCGUUUACAACGAACAUUCAGAUCGAAUACGAAGGUUGAUGGUAUAUUUAGUGACAACACACGUUUGUUGAUCAAAUUAGUCAUUGAUCUUGCUCUAUUCUCUGAAGAAAUUGGGGAUGAUCAUGCUGAAAAUGAUAAUGAUGAAGUUUAUAUUCGAAGGAACUACGAUCGUGCACUUAGUUUAUGUGCACUCGCGAAAAGUUUAUAG
Molecule: messenger RNA, 822 nt
Organism: Adineta ricciae
Lineage: Eukaryota; Metazoa; Rotifera; Eurotatoria; Adinetida; Adinetidae
Source: the annotation of a GenBank genome assembly